AAAGUGGGCGGCUACAAAACUGUUUCCGGAAACAUGGAGGCCGUCGUCAGCGACACGGUAGCCCCGGAGGAUCUCUUGAAAUUUGAGAAGAAAUACAAAGCGGAGCUGGCGAAAGGAGCCGCUUCCAAAGAGACCAAGUUUGAAUACGCAUGGUGUCUGAUAAGGAGCAAGUACUCGGAUGACAUCAAGAAGGGAAUCGUCCUGUUGGAAGAGCUUGUUCAGAAAGGAACGAAGGACGACUCUCGAGAUUUCUUAUUCUAUCUAUCAGUGGCCAACUACAGACUCAAGGAGUAUGAGAAGGCUCUGAAGUACAUCCGGACUCUGCUGAGGAACGAACCAGGGAACAAGCAAGCUUUGGAGUUGGAGACGCUCAUAGACAAGGCUCUGAAGAAGGAUGGCUUGGUGGGCAUGGCGAUCGUCGGGGGAAUCGGUCUUGGCGUGGCAGGAUUAGCGGGCCUCAUUGGAUUGGCUGUCGCAAAGGGAGGAGCGAAAUCUUAACUAGGGGACCGAAGCGCCCUCGCCACCCCAACCUUCAAUUUACACUAAGGACUGACACACGAAUCGCUCUCCUUCCUAACAAGAAUAAAGACUCUAGAAAGGUUUGAUGUCUUUGAGGCAAGAGCCCCAAGAAACGUCCUUUUUCAGCUACAACCAUAUUGUCAAUGGAAUGAUUAAAAUUGUGGUUUGGGUUUGAAUAUAUCGACGGGUUCAACGCUUUAAAGUGUUUAAUAAAUGCCAUUGAACUACCUGUUUACAUAUUAACAGGAGUUGUGAUUUUUUUUCUUCCUUCCAUACACCACACUUACUAUUUGUUUUUUGUUCAUAUAAUGUCGCACUGCGACUUUGACAGUAAACUAUGUAAAUAUAAAAGAAUAAGAGAGGCGAGUUUGUAAUUUGCUACUCCUUGGUGUGUAAUUCCCAGUGGAGGAAUGGAAGGUGAUGGCUUGCACCGCAGCAUGAUCUUCCCGUGUUGCUGUCUAAGCAUGUGGAUUUUGUAAAAUACGAAAUGAUGAAGGUUUAAAUGUGUUUCCGUUACUGCUGCCUGUUUCGUUAUUUCGACAUGAAGGUUGUUGAACGUGACAUGGGCGUCGAAGGGAAGUAUAGUGUGUUGUGGUUUACGAUGCCAAACACAAUAAUGUAAUUGGUUGAAGCUAAUAUAUUAAUUCACGUUAAAGAAGCUGCGUUUCAGCUGUGUUGCUGAUAGGGUACAUUCUAGAGCUUUCUAAGUGCAGGAAGUUUGUGUUAUGAUUUAAGGGUUAUAAUGACCCUGUCAUUACAUUUUUGCGCGCCAGAUUUGUUUGAUGUAUUUGGUUUUGGAAGACUAUGCAUAUUUUUUAUAAAUUAAUUUCGAUGUCACUAAACUAAACUUUUGUUUUAUUGUAAUGUUUGACCCCUGUCUGCGCUGGCUGUGUUUUCAAAUUAAUAAAAUGAUUUUGCGCUAACUGAA
Lampris incognitus (smalleye Pacific opah) is the source of this 1447-nucleotide messenger RNA. It is a transcript of the gene fis1, whose product is annotated as fission, mitochondrial 1. The record is from RefSeq and is a predicted model, not a curated record. Lineage: Eukaryota; Metazoa; Chordata; Actinopteri; Lampriformes; Lampridae. Bases 34 to 498 code for a protein of 154 amino acids. Gene Ontology annotation, molecular function: protein binding. Gene Ontology annotation, biological process: mitochondrial fission; mitochondrial fragmentation involved in apoptotic process; peroxisome fission. Gene Ontology annotation, cellular component: peroxisomal membrane; mitochondrial outer membrane. The transcript has 5 exons.